AUGCUUACUACUCACACGCAGACAGAACUAGACCAAGAGUAUUCCCUAAAUGACGGCAGUAAGGUAACAGCCGCACAAUUGCGAGCUUGGGAUAAGGAACUAGGUCUUAUGAAAUCCCCCGAGGAUCGGCUUCGUUGGGCAAUUACUAUGUUCCCAAACAUUUACCAGUUGAGUGGCCUUGGUCUAACAGGACUUGUCAUCACAGAUAUGCUAUCGAAGCUGACGUCAGGACAAAACGCCGUUCCAAUGAUCUUUAUCGACACUCUACACUUAUUUCCCGAAACCCUGAAAUUACUUGGAGAAGUCAAAAGCAAAUACUACAAGCCUUGCCCUGAUAAGGUAAACGUAUUCCGUCCGUCAGGUGUUGAAUCUGAGGAGGAAUUCGCGGCGAAGUACGGAUCAAAGUUGUGGGAAAUUGACCAGAUGAAAUAUGACUUUGUUUCUAAAAUCGAGCCUGCUUAUCGGGCGUAUAAGCAACUGAAAGUUAGUGCGGUAUUUACUGGUCGUAGGCGUUCACAACAAGGCGACCGCGUGGAUUUACCCUAUAUAGAACUUGAUCAAUCCAAUAGUGUAAUAAAGAUUAACCCAUUGGCUGACUAUGAGUUUGCAGAGACCGAGUCAUAUGUCCUCAAGCAUAAAGUACCCCGGAAUGAGCUGUUAAAAUUGGGUUUUAAGUCAAUUGGAGAUUAUCAUUCCACUGAACCUGUCGGUAAUGGUGAAGAUGAAAGAGCAGGUCGUUGGAAGGGGAAAUCCAAGACCGAAUGUGGGAUUCACCAAGCUAGUAAAUACGCUGCAUUCCUAAAGGAGCACCAAAACAAUUCAACCAUGUGA
Messenger RNA from Eremothecium sinecaudum, 831 nucleotides. RefSeq names its product phosphoadenylyl-sulfate reductase (thioredoxin) (gene MET16). NCBI's taxonomy places the organism in Eukaryota, Fungi, Ascomycota, Saccharomycetes, Saccharomycetales, Saccharomycetaceae. The transcript has a single exon. Bases 1 to 831 code for a protein of 276 amino acids. Gene Ontology annotation, cellular component: cytoplasm. The record is from RefSeq and is a predicted model, not a curated record. Gene Ontology annotation, molecular function: phosphoadenylyl-sulfate reductase (thioredoxin) activity.